Spirodela intermedia is the source of this 3042-nucleotide messenger RNA. NCBI's taxonomy places the organism in Eukaryota, Viridiplantae, Streptophyta, Magnoliopsida, Alismatales, Araceae. The record is from the annotation of a GenBank genome assembly.
AUGGCCUCAAAGAGAAUCCUGAAGGAGCUUAAGGAUCUCCAGAAGGAUCCUCCCACGUCUUGCAGCGCAGGUGCCCUCUGAUCGACGGUUGUCCUGAUUCAUUCCAACUGGGACAUGGAUAUGGGUCUCGGUUAUGUUUCGUGUCCUUUGCAGGAUUGCGUCAUUGCGUUUGAUUUUAUUUUAAGUUUUACGUUUGAUCUUUGGCCGUAGUUAGUUGUACGUUCGUGAUCCGUAGAAAAAUGGAUUAGGAGACGCUGGAUGGAAAAAUGCGGAUGAGUAAUCGCUGGCGUCGGCCUCCUAGUUUUUUCAGAUGGAUUUUGGGUGAAUUGAUUCCACGGUGACUGGGGACAUUUUGUCCCCGUGUCUGAUCGUGGUGUGCUCAUGGACAUAGGGGAUUAACAUACAUAUGGAUUUUCCGUCAUACGAAGAAUGAUUAUCCGAGCAACAAUCGGAGUCGGAUUUGCGUUUGUUUCAUGUUUUUCUUUUUCUUGUGCCUUGUGAUCACUCUUGGGGCUGAUCUGAGUCAUUUUUAUUCAUUCUUAUAAUAUCGGAGUUCUAAAGAAGAAAGUGGGCGAAAAAUUUCUGGAGAACAAAUCUUUCGUUCCCACUGGUUAUGGGACCUGAAGGGUCACGAUACCUAGGAGUUUAAACUAGUUGCAGGUCUUCAGGUGAAGGCGAAAGUGACUGAAAAGAUCGAAAUUUCUCGAACCCGACUGCAAUUGGUUUGCCUUUCUUGUCAAAUUUUUUCAGUACAUUUAUUCAUCUGGUCUGUCAAGGCAUUUAGUCAAUUUUCCGAAGGACCCUUAGCACUGCCAAGAGGGAGGCAAAAGCUAGUAUGGUCGUCUGCUUUAACAUUGUCAUGCACAUUAAAGUAGCCGAAUGACCAAAGUAGGAAAUUUAAAUAUAUGCGUCAGAUCAGAUGUGUAAUACAGGAUUACAAGUCAAACUCAUUAGUGGCCCGAAUAUAAUGGAAGGAAGUCGAUAUGCAAAGAGAUGGAGGUUGGUUGGAAAACAUUUCACCAUGCAAAGAAACUAAUUUAUAGGUAAUAUCAUCUUAGCUCAUCUCAUGAAUCCAGAAGUGGAUAAACGACAUGGAGGAGAAAGUAGGGCCUAAUCAAGGUUUAUUGUGACUCAUGAAUGGUAAUGGUUGUAAGAGAAAAAAUUACCAAAUGGGCUAUCAAAGAUGGGUAGUAUGUGAUCAUGACAAGUCGAGGCAGGAUGGUCAUCAUUAAUAAUUUUAAAAGGAAGAAUUCAGGUGGUAAUCUGUAGCUUUCUAUCGCUGGUUUCUGCAGAACCAUGAAUGCAUAACAUGAGUUGUCCUCAUUGACAAGUUAGAUGUUCAAGGGACUGCGGAAUCUUGAGAGCGUUGUGUUAAAAAAAGGUUAAGUAAUCUUCACGUUUAUCAAAAUCUCUGUUGGAGGGCCCCUCACUUUUUAUCUUGUUAGGUUAAGGUCGUCAUGUUCAUGGUUUUUCUGUUUUUCUGGUAAAUAAGAUGCUACCGUGAUGUUAAGUGGCUUCUAUUUUUUGGGUUGGGAACCGACUCCUUCGAAUUUUUUAUUCUAAAAUAAAAUUGACUCUUAUUAAAAAAAUCUCAAUUUUUACUGUCUCCUACUCGAAAAACCCGCUACCCUUGCACAACCAGUGCAUUGACCUUCAUAAAUAUCAUGUAUUGGAUCGUAUGUCUGAUAUUUUGAUUUGCUCGUGCUUCCAUCCUUUUGGUGUAAUUCACUGCAUUUUUUAUGAUUUACAGGUCCGGUAGCUGAAGAUAUGUUUCAUUGGCAAGCAACUAUUAUGGGCCCGCCUGACAGUCCCUAUUCUGGUGGUGUGUUUGUAGUUACUAUUCAUUUCCCUCCGGAUUAUCCCUUCAAACCACCAAAGGUACUCGACUUCACUCAGCCCUAGUUUGUAUAUCCUGUGUUUUUCAUGCAAUCAGUGGUAUUUCUAUCGCAUUUGGUUUUCUGAAUUCUCUUCAUGUUUGUUGAUGGUGGUAAAUUUAAUCAUCGGUAGGGUUUCCUCUCAUACACUUUGAUACCCAUGAUCAGCUUGAGCGAUUACGUCACAGGUGAUAGAACGGCUGACAGAUGCCCAUGAACAAUCUGCUCACCAUUAUUUGUGAAUGUGCACAGUUCUUUGCUCAGAUCUUCUCGAUUUUUUGUUUGAAUAGGGAGGGCAAAUAAAAAAGCCUGUUCUUCAUAUGUGGGAAUUUUUUUUGCUGUUUUUGGCUCGUAUGGGUCAGCGUUAAGUUGACUUUUGGAUAACAUCAAGUCAGCUGGAUGGCAAUAUCAAAUGCAAUUCCCUUAAAAACUCGUUGUGCUUAUAUAUUGUUAAAUCUUCCUAUGCAGGCAUGGUGAAAGUUUCCGAAUUACUUAGUUUUUCUUCUUUUUUUUCAGACUUUUACGCCAGUUGUUUUCUUCCAUUUGGUUGUCUGAUGUCUGGACGAAUUAUUUAGAAAUUGGCCACUCUUUCGUCAACUCCUGGAGAGAGAGAGAGAGAGAGAGAGAGAGAGAGAGAGAGAGAGAGAGAGAGAGAGAGAGAGAGAGAGAGAGAGUAAUUAUGAAUUAGCCUAAAAUGAUUUUCUGAUCAUAAAGAUUUUACAUUAUCUAAAAUUAUAAAUGCGUAGAAUAUAUUAAAUUCGAAAUAAUUGCUGUUGUAGAGGCAGCACUCGAUCUCCCCUUGGAGAUCCGCGGCAUCUGAUGGUGGACCUUGCAGGUGGCUUUCCGGACCAAGGUAUUCCACCCGAACAUCAACAGCAACGGAAGCAUCUGCUUGGACAUCCUCAAGGAGCAGUGGAGCCCUGCCCUCACCAUCUCCAAGGUUCCUCUCUCUCUCUCUCUCUCCCCACCUUCGUCUUCCAUCGAGUGGACCAUUCCAUUGAGUGCACCAUUCGACUGGGCUCAGGUGCUGCUGUCGAUUUGCUCCCUGCUGACGGACCCGAACCCAGAUGACCCGCUGGUGCCAGAGAUCGCCCACAUGUACAAGACCGACAGGGCCAAAUACGAGGCCACCGCCCGGAGCUGGACCCAGAAGUAUGCCAUGGGUUGA